This is a messenger RNA of Triticum turgidum subsp. durum (durum wheat), 369 nucleotides long. The record is from the annotation of a GenBank genome assembly. NCBI's taxonomy places the organism in Eukaryota, Viridiplantae, Streptophyta, Magnoliopsida, Poales, Poaceae.
AUGGCCAGUGGUAGGAAUCCCGAGAACAAGAACACGGACGGACGGAGUUGCUCCAUGGCGCCGAGGCAGGGGAGGAAGCGGCCAUCGUCCAUGACGUCCCGGUGCUCGAGCGAGGACGGCAUCCUAGAUCUGGGAGGCAGAGACGACGAACUAAUGAAGUUAGGAAUGGCUGUGAGGAGGAGAUGGAGUAGAUGGACGCACCUGAGUCGUCGGAGCCACGCCGACCGAAACCCUAGCGACGGGAGCCGGUCGCGGUUGGCACUGGAGGACGCGCGUGACGGAUCUCGACGGGGAACGCCAGCCUCCCCAAGUCGUGCCUGCUCGAUCCGGAGGGAGGGAGUGGGGGCGGGGCCGGCGACGCCUGCUUGA